Molecule: messenger RNA, 6111 nt
Organism: Formica exsecta
Lineage: Eukaryota; Metazoa; Arthropoda; Insecta; Hymenoptera; Formicidae
Product: protein turtle
Exons: 20
Coding region: 773-4891 (1372 amino acids)
Biological process (GO): dendrite self-avoidance; axon guidance; homophilic cell-cell adhesion
Cellular component (GO): plasma membrane; axon
Molecular function (GO): cell-cell adhesion mediator activity
Source: RefSeq, a predicted model, not a curated record
CGUACGAGAAAGUACUUCGUCGGUCGCGUCCGUACUUUCGGAGCUCCCUCGUACGCGGACCGCGUGCGCACAGACUUCACCGUCCUCUCUUUUUCUCUCCUUUUACCUUUCCGUUUACCCACAUACCGUUCCCUGCAUUUCCCAAACAUUUUCGACGUGAAAAAUACGAAAAAUUACGCGUCCUCAUCUGCGCGUUAUUCUCGGUCGCUCCGAUUGGCCUCGUCGCGAGCGCGGGAGAAGACCGCUCGCCAUUUAAGCGAAUUGUUCCCUCGCGGCUGUCACGCGCGCGUCCCGCAUUCCUUCCUUCCUUCCUCGCGUUUUAUCGGCGUAAAGCGUUUUACAUGUUGCGGUUGCGUUUUGUGCGAACGAGCUCUUUGUGUUCCGUGAAUUCUCGUUUUAUUCAGUGACCUUUUGUUGAUUUUUACGGAUUUUUCGACGGCCUGUCCACAAAAAUCCACGAGUGGACACUGCGCAGACAACUUCAUUGAACUCUGGUAUCCUUUGAGAGAGGAGCUUUCGCUUCGUGGACUUGGAGCGGCGCGCACCAGUCUGAAUCGUGAGAAAGGUCCAGUACUUUUGAUCCUGAGACGGUUUUUAAGGAUUCGAGAUUCAACGAGCUCUGAGGGUGAUGAGAGCGACACGUUGCGGGGGUUGAAGCGGCUGGCGAGAAGGGCGAGGAAGUGGCGAGGUUCGUGAAAAUCAGCACCGGGGACGUACGAUCCGGGCAGCGGUAGUAGUGGCGAAGCGGAAGGGGUACUAUGGGAGCGGGGGUAUGGGGGGCGGAGGAGGGCUACAAGCCACGGACCUCCGGCGACGGCUCGAGUUCCAGUGUACCGGAGGAACUUGUUCGCAGGGUCUUCGGUCCCUAAGGCACGACAGCUACCAUGCCACCGAGGAGAAGGCCGCGUGUGACGACCACGAGGACAGGAGGACUGACCACGAGGCGAUCCUCGCUUCCGGUCAGCCCACCUGCACAGGCUGUCGACCGUAUAGGCGUCAGGAGAACGAAGCGGUUGAAAAAAAGGAAACUCUGAAGCGACGCAUGCCCGAGUCGAAUGGGAUCGGUUCGGUUUUCGGUUACCGGAAGCUGCGGCUUUGUCUGGGCCUUUUCGAGCAUGCGAGUAGAAACGAUGAAGUGGAAGAGGACGACGAAGAAAAGACGCAUCGAUUACGGUGGUGUCGCAGGGACUUUCGACGAAUCGUGGAAGUGACGACGAGAGCUCUACUCCUUGGUAUCGCGCUCCUCGUCACACCAGGACUCUGUCAACAAGACGCGGUGCACAUCACGGCUAUCCUUGGGGAGAGCGUUGUCUUCAACUGUCACGUAGAGUUCCCCGGUGAGCACCCAGUGCCCUACGUUCUCCAAUGGGAGAAGAAGGUAGGCGACACGGGGCAGGAGACACCGAUAUACAUAUGGUACGAGUCGUAUCCAACCCACAGUGGCGAAGGAUACGAAGGUCGUGUCUCGAGGGUGGGCGAAAAUUCGCCGUACGGCCAGGCCAGCCUCAAUCUGACGAACAUCCGCGAGAGCGAUCAAGGAUGGUACAAGUGCAAGGUCGUCUUCCUCAACAGGUCACCCAACAGUCACAAGAACGGUACCUGGUUUCAUCUAGACGUCCACGCGCCACCCAGAUUCAGCGUAACGCCGGAAGAUAUGAUAUACGUGAAUCUGGGCGAUGCGAUAAUACUCAACUGCCAGGCUGAGGGUACUCCAACGCCAGAGAUCCUUUGGUACAAGGACGCGAAUCCCGUCGAGCCCAAUGGCCGAGACGUUGGGAUAUUCAACGACGGCACCGAGCUCAGGCUCUCGACGAUCAAGACCGAGGACAUUGGCGAUUACACCUGCAUCGCCAGGAAUGGGGAGGGCCAGAUCAGCCACACCGCGCGCGUCAUUAUCGCGGGUGGAGCUGUUAUUACGUUGCCGCCGACAAAUCAAACGAAACUAGAAGGCGAGAAAGUGCAGUUCUCCUGCGAAGCAAAGGCUCUCCCGGGUAACGUAACGGUACGCUGGUUUCGCGAAGGCGCCCCCGUCACAGAAGUCUCGGCUCUGGACACCCGAGUGUCCAUCAAGAUAGACGGCAGUCUGGUUAUCAAUCCCGUCAGUGCCGAUGAUUCCGGUCAAUAUUUAUGCGAGGUCACCAACGGCAUCGGCGAUCCUCAAACUGCUAGCGCCUACUUGAACGUCGAGUACCCAGCAAAGGUGACAUUCACCCCCACUGUUCAAUACCUGCCGUUCCGUCUGGCCGGUGUGGUCCAGUGUUACAUAAAAGCCAACCCGCCCCUGCAAUACGUGACCUGGACCAAGGACAAGCGCCUACUUGAGCCUUAUCAAACGAAGGACAUCGUUAUCAUGAACAACGGCUCCCUGCUCUUUACACGGGUCAAUGAGAAUCACCAAGGUAGAUAUACCUGCACGCCUUACAACGCCCAGGGCACGCAGGGCAGUUCGGGUCCGAUGGAGGUCCUCGUGCGGAACCCGCCUGUCUUCACCCUUGAGCCGGAAUCAGUAUACACGAAAAAGGUCGGCGAGACAGUCGAGAUGCACUGUGACGCUCAAGAGGCCGAGGGAACGCAGAAACCAACAAUACAAUGGCAUCGGAGGGACGGCGGACCCAUCCAACGCAGCCGCGCGAAAACCGUCGGUGGCAAUCUAACUAUAGAGAGCCUUCGACGCGCGGACUUUGGAUUUUAUCAGUGCAUCGCCUCCAACGAAGUCGCCACUAUCUCAUCCUCGACACAGCUGAUAGUCGAAGGCACGCAACCCCAUGCACCUUACAACGUGUCAGGCACUGCCACGCAAUUUUCGGUAACGCUAACUUGGUUACCAGGCUAUUCCGGUGGUCCUGAUUACAAGCAAGAUUAUACAAUCUGGUAUAGAGAAUCAGGAACUUCGGAAUGGAAGACAAUCCCCGUGACUCCAUCGGGCAGCACGUCGGUGACGAUCAACACUCUCACGCCAAGCACGCUCUACGAGUUCCAGGUAAUCGGGAAGAACGCUCUGGGCGAGGGAAUGCUGAGCAAAGUCAUCACAAUCAGGACGCUCGGCGUUGCUCUGACCCACUCGGCCACCCCCUCCACGCCUGAUCAACCCGUCUCACCGGAAAGUGACAUCCUUGAUUAUAAUACACUCGUAUUACCGACUGAUUCCACAGGAAAUCCCAUACUUCCGGUAAUCAUUCGACCGAAAGGACCAAAGCCAGGUACUCCCCGGAACCUCACGGUGACGGAAAUCAGCAACGGUUUCCUGAUAACCUGGCAACCUCCUAUGGAACGUAGCCAUCUUAUCCAAUAUUACACUAUCAAGUACAAGACGGACGGACCUUGGAAAACGCUCAACAAGGGCCAAAUACGACCCGAGGAGACCAGUUAUUUAGUGAAGAACCUGGUCGGUGGUAGGACCUACUAUUUCCAAGUGUUCGCCAAUUCGGCUACGAAUUACGGCGCGAGCGAACAGGUGAAGUUUCCCGUGCCGGCUCGCGUCAAGCACAAAGCGAUCACCGCGGGCGUCGUAGGCGGUAUCCUCUUCUUCCUCGUCGCCAUCAUCCUCAGCAUAUGCGCGGUCAAGAUAUGCAAUAAACGGAAGAGACGAAAACAGGAGAAAGAACUGCUUUCAGCGUAUAAUAUGGUGGCCUGCCGGGUCACCGAUGUCAGGAACGGCGCAGGGCAGGGGCCCCAGGGAACAGUGCCUUUGAAAAAACCUAGAAAAAGCCGAGUACCAGGUUUAAGCCUCCUGAAGGAGAUCCUGAGUCCGGAUACGCCGGACUCGUGCCGCUGUCGUCCGUUGGGCAAGAUCUCCCGGGCGGCUGACGGCCGCUUCGUCGUUGCGGAUUCGGUUCUCAGCUCGGCCAACAACAGCAUCCUGGAUGUCUCCAGCAGCGACGAUGGCGGUUUCCUACCAAAGCAGCGGCUCAAGUCCUCGUGGCGACGACCGUUGGUCGGCAUCAGCCAGCUCAGCCUGAGAUCCGAUGGCAGCGGCGUGUCGAUAGGUCCCCUGCCGUCGACUUACCAUCACGGCGCGAUCAACUCUCUGGCGAGGAUACCGCCCGUAACCGCCUGCGCGAUCGCAUCGCCCAGGUUUCUAGCCAGUUCGCCGAGCGGAGCCCAGGUGCCCUGGACCCCGCUGUAUUUCAGCGAUCUCAGCUCCGUCAAGCAACCAUCCUCCGGCGAACGUUCCUUCCCGACGCCGCCCGGCUAUCUACAGCUCCGUAGCGUACACCAGCGAUACAGCCAGGAGUUACCGUCGCUUAAGGCGAUCCACGCCGAAUCCAGGCGGUUCGUGCCGGUUCAGCCGUUGGCGACGUCAUCGCCGCCGCAGCCAGCCGGACGACCAAGAGCGAGGCUACCGCCGAGACACGCCAGGCACGCCCGAUCAGCGCCGGAGCUCGCGGCUUCGCCCGACCUGGAGACCUCGCCCGAGAGCAGGUCGAGCAGCUCGGGCUUCGGCAGUAAGAACACCUCGCAGCAGAACCAGAGCUCGAGGAGCGGCAGCACGGUUGCCGAGUGGCGACCGCCACCCUACAGGCCGCCCCCGCCGCCUCUGGUGGGUCGCUGGCUCGAGCUUCAGGAUCAGGCCAAGGUGGGUCAUACGCACAUACAAAACGCCGUGGACGCCGGCAGCGUCGACGGCCAUUACGAGUUCGAUCCAGUGUCGUGUACGCCGACGCCAACAUCGGCCUCGACGCCUACGCGGGAGGAGAGACCGCCGAUGCAUCAGAUCCACGCCAUUCACGUUCCCCACAUCCAUCAGGCGCACACGGUACAUCAUCAAGCGCCGAGGUACAGCAGAGAAAACAUUGAGGCCAGAGUGCAAGCGAUGAAGGCGGAGUUUCAUCAGUUUCGGCAGCGACAGGCGAGAAGAAAGCAGAGCGCGCACUUGGAAAGCGCGUGUUGAGGUAGUUAAAAAGUCGAAACAGAUUUUUCAUAAUCAAUCCAUGAUCGAAACUGUCAAUGAGCUAAAAUGAUCAGGAUGGUAGCAUUCGCGUAAAAGUUAAAUAUACGAUGGAGAUAACAUUACGUAAGCGUUAUGUUAGCUUAAUUCAAGCUGUAUGAUACGGUAGAUAUGAUGGUGACAGAGCAGUGGUCACUACGAAAGAAAAAACAAUUUAAGACGUGAUGUGAAUGACAUGCGAGACAAGAGUGGACAUGAGACGAUGGUAACACUUUAAAAGCUGGAUGAGAGAAAGCUAGAUUAAAAUCGAGAAUGAACAGAGAAAGCUAGAUUAAAAUCGCGAUUACAAAGAUUUUGAUACUGGCUUUUAUCUACCACGACGACGACGUGAUCAUCACCGAAGACCAACCAUCGCAGCACAACGAGAAUCAUCAUCACACGUGAUUCCGCAUGAGAGGAGUUUAAGUCAAUUCUAGUAGCUGGACAUCCAUCUACGAAAGAAGGCUGUUAUAAGCAUCAGCUCAGGAUACAUAAGUUUCGCACGACCACGAGACAGGAGCGACGUAGUAGAAUCGUACGUUAUAAAACGAUAAUCCCUUCGGAGUCUCGCCCGUUUACCGAUUAAGAGGACCGUCGAGCAUAUAUAUUCUUCGGGGGAAAUAAUCUCGAUAUCAUUUACCCAGCGACGCUCCGCGACAUCGAUCGCGCUGGGACGAUAAUAUAUAAACGAAGUGCGUAAACGAAAACGUUCGCGAAUCCGAUUAUUAUUGGUCAUAUCCCGCGUACACCAACCGCGCCUACGUCCGGUUUAGAGGACCGUGAUUUUUAACGUUACUAUAUAAUAAUGUAGAGAAACAUACUGACAAGUUUACACAAGGACGAAAAUAAAGGGAGGACAUUUCUUUUUUCUUUUUAUUUUUACUCAGUGGAACUGUCCUAGAGCUAGGAAGAGUGCGCAGAAGAUGAAAACACACUCCCGGCUGGCUCAAAGGGAUGCUAAUAUAUGUAUGUAUAACGAGACAUCGUCCGCAUCGCGAUUGGGACGAAAGAUCGAAGAGAAGGAAUGAACGCGGGAAAGGAAAGGAAAAAAAAGCAGGAAAGGAUAGUUACAUGCGUCGGCAUGAUACUCCAAAGAAACUGUACCACUGUACAUGCUCCGUAUACCUUUUAAACGAAAAUGUAAGGUUAAAUUUAAUCGUACACUUGUAAGUAAUAAUUAAAAA